GUUUACAAACAACAUUAUCAUUUAUUAACUAUGAUAAUUAUCUUUGUGAAUUGUAUUGUAGGCCAUUUCAUUUGGCCCAUAUGCAGAAACUGUCCACUGUCCACUUUCCUUCGAAAUAGUUGAAAUAGUUCACUGAGGCGACAGACGGGGUGUGGCCUCGGGCAGUCAUCAUUCGUAAAUCCGUAUCCCACUGUUUUGUAAACAAGUCUCAGUCGAAUUCGGUCCCCUGCGGCCGAAAUUCGCCCGUUUGGGCCCAAAAUGUCGUCAGUCCAUCGGGCCUUUACGCAGAAAUUGUCCAAACAAAAUGCGGCAGACGUUCGUCGCCAAGUUUGCAACCCGUCUCCGUUCCAAAAGAGCAUUCCGAAAAGCAACAGUUCCGUUUCAGGACUCUCCACAAUCAGCAUCGCUUCUAGUGAAAUUGUAGAGCCUGUCGAUUAUGAAGAUUUCAUGCAGCAAAACCAUGUGAUGGUCAGCAGAGAUCCUUUAAGGGAUGUUCUUGAAUUUCCUGAAGGUGAUGUUGAAGUUGGGGUUGUGCCUCGCAAGAUCCGAACGGAAAUGCUCAUCGUUCCUGAAGAACCUCCUGACCAGUGGAAUAUUGGGGUCAGAGACGUGGUUCGCUGCCAUACGGCAAAUUGGGUAGUUGUGAGCCACAGGUAUAGGCACCAUUCCAGCAGCUGCUGGGUUCGUGACCGUGCUGGUGAAAGGCACGAGUUAGUCAAAUCCCUGCCAAAGCAGCAGUUUGAAGUUGAUCAAGAUGGAAUUAAAGAGGAAGACAGAAUUCAAGAAGAGGAAAGGGAUGCUCGAAGCUCCGCUGAAACACCUCGAGGAAGCUGGGCCAGUUUUGAUCUAAGAAAUUCUGUCAGCGAUGCUUUGCUGUCUGAACUUCUGCAAAAAAAUCCACCCGAAACAAUUGACAGCUUGAAUGAAAUACGAAGGCUUGAAGAUCGACAAAGCGCUUUAUUUUUGCUUUAUCCUUCCCAAGACGAAGAAGAAAUAGUUGAGCGUAGAAUUCCUGCAGAAAUGCCUAGUGAUCAUCUUGGUCACAGAAUUCUUGUCAAGUGCCUGCAAUUGAAGUUGGAGCUGGAGGUGGAGCCAAUUUUUGCCAGCAUGGCUUUGUAUGACGCAAAAGAGAAGAAAAAAGUCUCUGAGAAUUUUUACUUUGACUUGAAUUCUGAGUCCAUCAAGAGAAUGUUGAGUUCUCACGUUCCAUUCAGUGACAUCAGUACGCAGAGUCGUUCUUGCAUUUUUAACAUCACCUACCCAUCUGCAGAUCUGUUUCUGGUCAUUAAGUUAGAAAAGGUACUUCAAGGUGAUAUAACUGAAUGUGCUGAGCCCUAUAUGAAAGAGGACAAGAAUCGAGAGAAAGUAAAAGUGAAUGCAGUCACAUCUUGUGAUCGUCUGGGAAAAUACCGCAUGCCUUUUGCUUGGACUGCUGUUUACAUGAUGAAUGUUUUUAACGGCAGUAACAGUCUUGAACGAGACUCAGGUAGUGACAAGGAGAGUGUUGGAUCAAAUAGCUUGGAUUUAUUCACUGGAGAGCGCAAAUCCAACAGCAGUUUUGAGCAAUUCAAGCGCAAAGCUAGUGACAUGAGCAACCUCACUCGAAGAGGAUCCCUCGAGCGUCGUUGCGGAGAAAAACGUCGUAGCUGGUCACCCGAAGAUUUGGGUGCUAGUGUAGAUACCUUCCGACCCAUAACCCUCACCGUUUCAAAUUUCUUUAAACAAGAGGGUGACAAGCUGAGAGACGAGGAUCUGUUUAAGUUCCUCCAAGACUUGAAGCGCCCUGCUGUUCUUAUGAAAAAGUUGAAAUGCAUUCCGGCAACCCUGAAACUGGAUAUUUCCCCAUGUCCUGAAGAAUUCAAGUAUUGCCUCACACCUGAACUUGCUCAACUUCGGCCCUAUCCAGAUGACAAAGGUAGACCUACAAAAGAGAUCCUGGAAAUCAUCCCUAGAGAAAUUUUUGCUCCCAAUUAUGUGUACAGGGAUUUAAUGUAUGUUUAUCCAAAGGAUGUGAAUUUUGCCAGUCGCACAGUAAUGGCUGGUUCAGCAAGAAAUAUUGCUGUGAAAAUUCAGCUCAUGAGUGGUGAAGACGAAUCGAAUGCAAUGCCAUGUUUGUUUGGACGUUCUAGUUGUCCAGAAUUUUCUUCUGAGCAAUAUACCGCAGUCACAUACCACAACAAAAAUCCCGACUUCUACGAUGAAUUUAAAUUGAAAAUUCCAUGCAACCUAAGUAGCAAUCAUCAUCUACUUUUCACAUUUUACCACAUCAGUUGCCAAAAGAAAUCUGAGCAACCUACAGUAGAAACACCAAUAGGCUACACCUGGCUUCCUCUAUUACGAGACUACCGUCUUCAAACUGGAGAAUUUUCUCUUCCGAUCACAACUGAGAAACCUCCGUCGAAUUAUUCAUAUAUCCCUCCGGAUGUGAACCUUCCAAACAUGAAGUGGUUGGACAACCACAAAGGCAUAUUUAGUGUUUUCCUUGAAGCUGAGUCCACUGUCCAUACAAAGGACAGAUACCUCGAUCGGUUUCUUUACCUAAGCGAGCUGGCAGAAACUGGACACGUGCCUAGAGGAAUUGGAGAGGCCAAUUUGGAAACAGAGCUUAAAAUGUGUCUGGCUGAUCUAACCCAUGCCAAUACAGAACCUCUCGUCCGGUUUCUUCCACUGAUCCUGGACAAAUUGGUUAAUCUUGUGGUGAGAUCACCAGCAGUUGGAUCUGUCAAAAUGAAUCUGUCCCGAGAGGCAUUCGAGGCUCUCACAUGUGUUGUCAAAAACAUAACGAACCUCCAAGAAGGUCAUAAAGAUCAGCACGGAAGACACAGUCUGCUGACUUCUUACAUUAAUUACCAGACGUCGGCUGCAUUUGGAGCUUCAGGUGUCAGCCUUUCAGGCUUCUCUCCUCCUCAGAGUCCAGGUUAUAUGCCCAGACCAACACCAAUCAGCCCAACUAGACACAGCAGGAGCACAAGCCACCCAGAUCUGCACGAGGCUGAUGAAGAAAUUGCCAUGAUAACAAAAGGCAUUGAUCGGACAGCUAGUAUGAGAUCACCAGAUCUGAAUACGGAAGUUGUGGACACAACAAUGGUUGCCAGCAAAUCUCGCAAACUGCUCCACGAAGAAAUAGUUCUGCAGUGGGUCGUCUCAAGUGGGACGGCUAAAGAACUAGCUCUGACAAAUUCUUGGUUCUUUUUUGAACUCAUGGUUAAGAGCAUGGUGACUCAUCUUGCAUCUCUUGAUAUGCUGGAAGCUCCACGACGAGUCCGUUUCACUGAUCAGUUUCUGGACGACAUCACUUCUUUGGUUACUAUGGUAACUUCGGAAAUUGUGGCACGAGUUUCGAAAGAUCUAAAAACCACUACAAACCUCAAUGCAAGCCUUGCGUUUUUCCUAUUUGAUUGUCUCUCAAUUGCUGACAGGGGUUUUGUUUUUGGCCUUGUCAAAUUGUACUGCAAGCAUAUAACGGCAAAGAUGAUGAACUUGCCCGAUGCCACAGGCCUAAUUCAUUUGAAGUCGGACUUGCUGAGAAUUGUUUGCAGUCAUGAGCACUUUGUUGCCCUGAACUUGCCAUUUGGAACACCAUUUGCACCAAACUCUGGUCCAGCAUCACCUAGUCCUUCUGUAUCUUCUUCAAACAGCCAAUCAUCAUUUCUGUCCACCUUGGUAGGUGGUGACAAAUCUGCUUACGCAGACUUGUCUCCAGAGUUCAGGCAGCAGCACUUUUUGGUCGGUUUGAUCCUUGGUGAGCUGCCUGUUGUCUUUGACACAAGCAAUCCACAUUUGCAUGCAAAAUGCGUCAACAUGAUCAGAAAUCUGAUGACUUGUCAUGAUUGCGACCCACGAUAUGCCGACCCAGAAUGCAAGUCGAGAGUAGCUGCCUUGUAUUUGCCCCUGCUUGGAAUUGUGAUGGACUGUUUGGGUCAACUCCAUACAGGCCCACAUGAUAAUGCUAAAGAUCCGAAGGGGCCAUUUAAUGAGGAAGCUGAAAAUCAACCUGACAUGAGCCAGAAUAUUGCAAUGGUAAUUGCUGGAUCUUUAUCCAGUUUCCAGCAACCAUCCAGAAAAACGAUCUUGACUCACGAGACAACUCGAAAUUUGCUAACCUGCUUCCUGUGGGUCAUUAAAAAUGUCAACACUUCUUGCUUGAAGCAGUGGUGGGCUGAGCUUCCCAAUGCUCGUCUUAGACAGUUACUGGAAGUUUUGUAUAUUAGCAUUUCAUGCUUUGAGUAUAAGGGCAAGAAAGUCACUAAGAAGAGGUCCCAGCCUAGUUUCCGAAAGACUUCCGAGAUGAAGUCGAAAUUAGAGGAUGUGAUUUUAGGAAAGGAAUCGGCGAGGAAUGAAAUGAUGAUGAGGAGAAAAGAAAAGAAUCCGCAACCUGGAGGGACUGGUGAGCGAUUGCGCUGGCGCAAAGAAGUACUUACUUGGAAGUCCAGCAACAGUGAAACAAGCGAUCGACCCAAAGCCGAGCUUGAGAUGGACGCACACAUUGAGGGAAAUUUCUGCACUGAGAUUGGUUUAGUCAUCCUUGAUACUUUGGAAAAUAUUGUGCAGGUUGCUUCACACUCUGACAAUCUCCAAAGUUUGCUGGGUAGUGUCUUGAAGGUUAUUCUUCACUUCAUGUCCAAGAGUCAAAGCACGACUCUAUUGAAAAAUAUUUUUGCCAGCCAGAGGUCACUGAUUUUCAAGUUCCCAAACUUGCUUUUUGAUGAGGAAACUGAGCAGUGCAGUGAUCUGUGCUCACAUUUAUUGAAGCAUUGUAGCUCAAGCAUCAGCACAGUGCGUUCACAGGCAGCAGCUUCUCUGUACCUACUUAUGAGACAGAACUUCGAAAUAGGAAAUAACUUGGCCAGAGUGAAAAUGCAGGUCACAAUGUCCUUAAGUUCGUUAGUCGGAACCGAUUCGAGCUUCAAUGAAGAGUCUUUGCGGCGCUCCUUGAAAACUGUAUUAGUUUAUGCAGAGGAGGACAAUGAAAUGCAGGACACCUCAUUCCCAGAACAGGUCAAGGAUUUGAUAUUCAACCUGCACAUGAUUCUCUCAGACACUGUGAAAAUGAAAGAGUUCCAAGAAGACCCAGAAAUGUUGAUAGACCUUAUGUACCGCAUUGCCAGGGGCUACAGGAACUCACCAGACCUUCGACUCACUUGGCUGAGCAACAUGGCUAAAAAGCACCUUGAGAGGGGAAAUCACACCGAGGCCGCCAUGUGCCUCGUCAGCAGUUCUGCCCUGGUAGCCGAGUAUCUGCACAUGCUGGAGGAUCAACCUCACAUGCCCAUUGGUGCUGUUGCUUUUCGGAAAGUCACCCCGAACGCACUUCUCGAAAGCGCUGUGUCAGAUGAUGUUGUUAGUCCUGACGAAGAGGGAGUUUGCUUAGGGAAGGACUUUACUGAGCAGGGCCUGAUUUUUCUUCUUGAACACGCCGCUAGCUAUUUGAAUUCAGCUGGAAUGUUUGAAGCUGUUGAUGAAGUCUACCAGAUUUUGCUGCCAAUUGUGAAGUCAAAUCGAGACUAUAAGAGACUUUCUGCAGUCCAUAGGAAACUUUAUGAAGCUUAUGAACGAAUUGAUCAGAUGCAAGGAAAGCGUAUUUUUGGCACAUAUUUCAGAGUGGGCUUCUAUGGCUCUAAAUUUGGUGACCUCAAUGGCGUUGAGUACAUUUACAAGGAGCCCUCUCUGACCAAACUCCAUGAAAUUUUCAGCCGCUUAGAAAAUUUCUACAGUGAACGGUUUGGUCCAGAAAAUGUUGUCACCAUCAAAGAUUCCAACACUGUGGACGUGAGCACACUAGAUCCAGAAAAAGCCUACAUCCAGAUCACCUAUGUUGAGCCGUACUUUGAGCCUUUUGAAAUGAAAUAUCGACCAAAUCAGUUUGAUAAAAACUACAACAUCAAACGGUUUAUCUAUGCAACACCAUUCACACCUGAUGGCCGAGCCCAUGGAGAGCUCCACGAGCAAUACAAAAGGAAAACUAUUCUAACUACAUCGACACACUUCCCUUACGUAAAAACUCGCAUUCAAGUUGUUGAUCGACGACAAGUUGUUUUGAGUCCAAUUGAAGUGGCUAUUGAGGAUAUGCAGAAAAAGACCCAGGAGUUGGCUCAGGCAACAAAUCAGGAGCCGCCGGAUCCGAAAAUGCUUCAAAUGGUUCUUCAGGGUUGCAUUGGUACCACUGUCAAUCAAGGCCCACUGGAAGUAGCCGUUGUCUUCCUGUCCAACCUCACAGACGGCCAGACAAAACCAACACGUCUGCAGAACAAGCUGCGUCUCUGCUUUAAAGAUUUUUCCAAGAAGUGUGGCGACGCCCUGAGAAAGAACAAAAAUCUGAUCGGCCCAGAUCAACGAGAGUACCAGCGUGAGCUCGAGAGAAACCAUAACCGAUUCUGCGAGAGGCUAAUACCUCUGGUCAAUACUCUGCCAGCAGACAGUUACGUACACUGCGCCAAAAAAUAAUUUAAAGAGAAUUUCAGCACAACAUUCUUCUUUCAAGCUUUUAGGUUAAGCAAUACCUGUGUUAAGCAUUUUCUUGUCACUAUAACUUAAUGGAUCUCUGCGGAUGCAAAUUUUAUAAACUUAAGUACACUUCCAGAAUUUUUAAAGGCCUGUUAUUAAGCUGCACAACUCUGAUUAAUUUCUAUUUUUGAUUCAUUUUAUUUUUAUGAAUAUCCACUACAUAAAGCAAGAAUAAUUAGUAUUAUAAAAUGAGAAUGUCGGUUGCCAAAUUAUCGCGUAUUACAAUAUAUGAAAAAUGUAUUUUUGCUUUCUGCCUGGUGAAAUUUUCUGCAAUUUUCUUGCAAAAUAAACAAAAUAGGAA
Messenger RNA from Neocloeon triangulifer, 6805 nucleotides. RefSeq names its product dedicator of cytokinesis protein 7 (gene Zir). NCBI's taxonomy places the organism in Eukaryota, Metazoa, Arthropoda, Insecta, Ephemeroptera, Baetidae. The transcript has 33 exons. The record is from RefSeq and is a predicted model, not a curated record. The coding region runs from base 259 to 6444 and encodes 2061 amino acids. Gene Ontology annotation, molecular function: guanyl-nucleotide exchange factor activity. Gene Ontology annotation, biological process: positive regulation of GTPase activity; small GTPase-mediated signal transduction.